CAGCUCCGUCCGCACACGGCCGCCCGCCCGCCCGCCAGCCCUGCGCCCCCAGCCGCCGCCGGACCGCUGGCUAUGCUUCCCCUGCGUGGUGCCGCGUUUCCGGCUGUAGCUGUCCGUGCGUGGCCAACCUCUGGGCUCCUUGAUGUUACCUGUUAGGCUCCCUGUGUUGCCGGGGCUUAUGACUGUGUGACAUGGUGUUAAACUUUUAAUAUCAACUGCGGCCGAGCCUUUAGCGUUGACUCUUGGUUCACCUCUUUUGUUUUUCUCUCUCUCUCUCUCUUCCUGCGUUGUAUUUCGACGCCUUGGACCUAAUACUGAAGGGUUAUCGCUUUGUUUCUACCAGUCGCUGGUUUAUCUGCAGGGUUUUCUCCUGACCCUGCAUCUGGGUGUUUAAUGUGUUUCCGCACCUAGUGUGGGUUCGCUUGUAGUUUCUGCUGGCUGACUCCAACGUACCCCAGCCCUGCCUGUGUGUGUCUGUCCCACUGUGUCUCUGCCCCAUGGACCAGUGUGUGUGUGUGGAGCGGGAGCUGGAAAAGGUGCUACAUAAGUUCCUGAUGUAUGGGCAACACUGCGACCGCAGCCUGGAGGAACUGCUACGUUAUGUCAGUGGCCUCCGACAGGAGCUUUCCAAAACAGGCCACCUUGAUUCGCAGUUGUCUGCAACACUGUCUCUAGUUAUGUCACAGUGUUGUAAGAAGAUAAAGGACACUGUUCAGAAAUUGGCAUUGGAUCACAAAGAUAUCCACGGGAGUGUCUCCAAAGUGGGGAAGGCCAUCGACAGGAACUUUGACACGGACGUGAGUGGAGUCGGGGUGGAAGGUGUCUGGGAUCUGCACGAAAAGCAGCAGUUUUUGAGUGAGGCUGUGGUGGAGCACCUGUACAGGCAAGGGCUGCUGAAUGUCGCCGAGGAACUGUGCCAGGAAUCCGGAAUAUGUAUUGAGCUCUGUCAGAAGGAACCCUUUCUGGAGUUGAACAGGAUCCUGGAGGCACUACGGGUGCGAGAUUUGAGGCCAGCACUGGAAUGGGCCAUGACAAACCGGGAGAGACUGCUGGCCUUGAACAGCACAUUGGAGUUCAAACUGCACAGGCUGUAUUUCAUUAGCCUACUGACUGGAGGCAUCAUCAACCAAAUUGAGGCACUGGAAUAUGCCAAGAACUUUCAGCCCUUUGCACAGCAACAUCAAAGAGACAUCCAAGUGUUGAUGGGAAGCCUGGUUUACCUGCGCAAUGGUAUUGCAAACUCCCCAUAUCUCCAUCUGCUGGAUUCAAACCAGUGGGCAGACAUCUGUGACAUCUUCACCAGAGAUGCCUGCGCCCUCCUCGGCCUUUCUGUUGAGUCCCCGCUGAGUGUCAGCUUUUCUGCUGGAUGUCUCGCAUUGCCGGUUCUGCUGAAUAUUAAGGCAGUAAUUGAACAGCGACAGUGCACGGGGAUAUGGAGCCAAAAGGACGAGCUUCCAAUUGAGAUUGAGCUGGGGAAGAAGUGCUGGUACCACUCUGUGUUUGCCUGCCCCAUCCUCCGACAGCAGGCUACUGAAUCCAACCCUCCGAUGAAGCUGAUCUGUGGCCACGUGAUCUCCAGAGAUGCGUUGAACAAACUGAUAAACGGCGGGAAAUUAAAGUGCCCCUAUUGUCCAAUGGAACAAGCUCCCUCUGAUGCUAAACAGAUCUAUUUCUGAAGGCCGUAUUUGAGAUCAGUGGACAUUGUGCUUCCUGGUGGAGACGAGCUGUUACUAGGGUGUGUCUGUGUAACUGUGACCAGCCUAGCCUGCUUGAUGGUGUGAAUGUGAUUUGCCCUGGAUGGAGCUAAAGGGGAUUAUAGCAGACGUGUUUUGAUGGUUCCCUGCUCACCCAGCCGCUGUGGGAUCUGUACUUCAUUUGCACUAGCCUAGAACCUGGAUUAGCCAUUAAAUCCCGCCUAAUUUUUCUUUUGUCCUACUUGCAAGUGCUUAGCAAAUAUCGUGUAGUUUAAGUACCAUUAACGAGUACUUAAGUACAACUAAUCUGUUGCCAUCGAAUAUUAGCAGCACCCACCAUAAGCAUUUUGCUGUGGAGUCGUCUUUGCCAGUGGAGGUCAAGUGGAUUAAUUAAAAGCUGUACAUUGACACUUCUCACUAUUAUAAGGUUGAAUGGUAUAUACAUGUUUUCAGUUCACCUUGUUCAGUUUGGGUAUGUCAAUCACAGAACGCUUUAUCCUCCAUUCCCUUCUUCUCUCCCCGACCAGCAUCACUAACCCCACUUUCAGGAGAUCUCCAUUACAGUACUAUCCAAAGCUAGUGAGCACUAUUUUUAGGCUAUUGUAACUCAGUGAAGCUCUUUUGAUAUUUCUGAGUGCUUUGGAGAAAGUGGCUUGGUAUUGGAACUGCAGCUAUGGAUCACAUCUGAUAUUCCCUGAAAUCAGUCACCAAGUGGAAGCAGAGAGUAAAAGGAUGUCCACAAAUGUAAUUCCUACUCUUUACAAAUAUACCUAUGACUUGUUUAAUAACGACUCCCUUCCCACCCCCCCCCCCCACGUUAUUUUUUUAAGGACUGUGUUGAUGACAUUUGGCAAUAACUUACAGCGGAUUUUGAAUCCUAAGCCAUGGAAAAAGUGACGUAUCUCACUAUUCCUGUUACUUUCAUCAACAGCAGUUUCACAUGAAUGCAAUUCAGAAUAUUUUGUUCUGAUACUUGCUGCAUCUCACUUGAAUGUAUUGGAGAAGCUAUGCAAAAAAAAAUCCCAAGUUUGUUGUGUUUCCAGUUAUAAUCAGGGCAAAAGUAGGGAAACAGUUGCAUUCCUGAGCUGAACUGGGGGACCGAGGGAAGCUACAUUAUAAUCUCACUCUUCAUCCAAUUUAAGAUGUUAGUCAAGUUGAACUGAUGAGGGUGCCUGUAACAACUGCCCUAGUUGCUGACUUUGCCUGUAGGGUUGACUGGGGUCUCAUUUGCAGGCUAACAGUUUAUGCAUGGGUGAGAGGUCUGUCAGUGCCCCUUGUAACCAUCCCCCAGCUACAAUCACAGCCUCAGCGGAGAGAUUGUGUCAAAUUGUAUUGUUUCCUUGACAACAGGUGAGAAUACCCCUGGGAAGAGACUAGGGUUGAGGUAUGGUGAUGGCUAUUCAGUGUUUUUCAGAAAUCAGCUUUUAAAUUUAAUGUUUUAUUUAUUAGUCUAUCUUUUUUUAUAUAACUAUUCAUGAUUUAGUGUAUCUAUGGCCCUAUUAACUGUCCCAUUGCAGAGUUUCCCACAAUGCAUCAUCAUAACUUUCUCUUGCAUUGCUUUUGAAUGAGUGAUACUGGCAAGUCAUUCCUGACUUACAAUACAUUGAUUGUAACUAUGGGUGUGGCAAGGGCAGGAGACAAGAAAAUGCUUGAUUGUUUAUGAUUUCUUUCAGAAAUUCCAAUGACCUGUUAAUUAUAAACCUACCUCCGAAAAGCAAAUUGGUCUUUGUGAAGUAUACAUAAAAUCCCAAAUGAUUGGUCACCAUGCAAUAGUUUGAUUCGUAGACUGGGAGUGAAGAGAAUCAGUUAGAUUGAGGAUUUAAAUAAAUAACAAGGCUCUAGUGCUUAAGUAAAUGUCACAAACUGGGUCAAACAAAUGGCAUUGAGCAGAGUCUGCAGUAGAUGGAAACUUCUACCACUCUACCAGUCUGCUAAGAAGCUGAGGGAACCUCUUACACUUUUAUUUGUCUUCUGAAUACUUUUUUAAUAGGUAUUUACUUUGAUCUCGUCCUUUUGAUUUAUCCUUCCCACUGUGUCGUGCAACUGCCAAAGACACUUACUGGUUAAAAAUGUUCUGCAAAGGAGGCUUCCUUCAUUGUAACGUCCAUCCCUGUGGAUGCACGAAUUAGGUUCUGCUCACACCCCUUUACUAGCAGUGCUGAGAAGAUGGGAAAUGGGUAGAAAUCAAUGACUUGACUGGGAUAAAUGGCAUAAGGUGGGAGGUUUCAGCACGAUGGGGUUUCCCUAGGUUAUGAAUGUAAAAUACUCAACAUCACUGUCAACAAUAAUUAAUCCUUCAAAGGUAUUAAGAUAUUAUAAUCGCAGGUGUCAAAAUCAAUUGUGAUAGACGAUGUAAAAGCCUAGACAUGGCUGCAAUAGGUUCAGUAGCAAUUCCUAACAUACACGCACAGUUUGUAAAGAGAUGAGUUUAAUAAUGGAUAGCAUGGUUGCUAAGCAAACAGGGAACAUAGUUCUUAAACUAUGCUCAGAAUUUUUAUUUGGCAGGGGAGUAAAUUUUCCUAUUGCGUUUGUAAAACAUCACAAUCACUAGGGUGGCAAAUAACUGUCCCUCACCACAUUCUCACCUUAUUCUUGUUUGGAUGGUGUGUACAUAUUUUAAAAAAAUGGGGAGAUUGCACCAUUUAACCAACUGUAAUUAUAAUCCCUCAUUUACCUGUCACCAGAUCUCCCACAAAACCAGAAGAAUGCAAAGGAAAGGUCAUGGAAUAUCCUGCAAUCACCAGUUCCGGGAGUUUGAUAAUUUUAGACUGUUACGUGACUUUUAAUUUUGUUACCCAUAAUAUAAUUUAUGUUCUAUAACAAAUGUUUAAUAAAUAUGUUGAAGUGCUUGAA
Hypanus sabinus (Atlantic stingray) is the source of this 4547-nucleotide messenger RNA. It is a transcript of the gene rmnd5b, whose product is annotated as required for meiotic nuclear division 5 homolog B. The coding region runs from base 498 to 1676 and encodes 392 amino acids. Gene Ontology annotation, cellular component: GID complex; nucleus; cytoplasm. Gene Ontology annotation, molecular function: ubiquitin protein ligase activity; protein binding. The transcript has 9 exons. The record is from RefSeq and is a predicted model, not a curated record. NCBI's taxonomy places the organism in Eukaryota, Metazoa, Chordata, Chondrichthyes, Myliobatiformes, Dasyatidae. Gene Ontology annotation, biological process: proteasome-mediated ubiquitin-dependent protein catabolic process.